AUGGCAUCCAUGAAAGUUUUCUUUGUGGCUUUGAUUAGUUUGUCCUUAAUUGAAGCUUUGUUUUUCCCCUCCAGUGGAGGAGGAGGAGAUUGCUGCUGUCAACAGCAACAGUCUUGCUGCGCUCCACCACCUCCACCUUCCUGUGGCUGUGGUUGCGGCGGUGGCGGUGGAUGCGGAGGAGGAUGUGGAGGAAGAAAGAAGAGAGAAAUCGGUCAUGUUAGAGGGCAUGUGACCAUGCUAGAGCACGGCGAUACUUUGAACGGACAAUGCAAUAGUUUGGAAAUCAGUGAAGUUAUCAAGAAGCACUUGAAUGGAACAUCAGCCAUGGCUGUUAAAUCAGCUAUCUAUGAAGAACUCAGUUCUAUCUAUCCAGAUGAUGCUUUCACUGUUCUUUGUGUGGACGGAACAGUCACUUAUCAAGCUGAUUCUCACAAAUACUGUGUAGAAGGAAACCGUGCCCACAACUGCUAUGUCUUUCUCACAUAA
Messenger RNA from Auanema sp. JU1783, 486 nucleotides. Lineage: Eukaryota; Metazoa; Nematoda; Chromadorea; Rhabditida; Rhabditidae. The record is from the annotation of a GenBank genome assembly.